Molecule: messenger RNA, 1315 nt
Organism: Ceratosolen solmsi marchali
Lineage: Eukaryota; Metazoa; Arthropoda; Insecta; Hymenoptera; Agaonidae
Exons: 2
Coding region: 154-1248 (364 amino acids)
Biological process (GO): protein autoubiquitination; protein polyubiquitination; protein monoubiquitination
Cellular component (GO): ubiquitin ligase complex; cytosol; nucleus
Molecular function (GO): ubiquitin conjugating enzyme binding; ubiquitin protein ligase activity; cyclin binding
Source: RefSeq, a predicted model, not a curated record
GUAUGUAUAAAUAGGUAUUGAAUAAUUAUAAAAUAAUAACCGAUAGACACUUCUUGGAGCAAUGACCAGAUGUUACAGCAUAAAACUAUUACCUUUAUAUAUAAACAAUAAUAUUCAGAUUGAUAUGGGAUAUAUUUAUGCUCAAAAUACUAAAUGGAUACCAUCACUCUAGAACUUAGAUCUCAAUUGCGUUCUCUUAAUGCAUACAUUUCUUUAAUAAACAAUAUUGAUGUUUCAAGAAUUAAAGUUAAAUUACUAGAAAAUGCUAUAGAAAUUCAAAUUGAAGAUGAAACAUAUAAUCUGCCAUUAUGUGGUGUUAAAUUAUUACCAUCUUCGCUCUCGUCACUAGGAAUAACGAAUCGUUGGAUAUUUUUUCGUAUUCAAACACAGCCAAAUUCUAUUUAUGGCACUUUUGAAACUGAACUUAUCAACUCUGAGAAUAAAUCAACGAAUUUUUUAAAUAUUACAAACAAAGUUAAAUUACCUCCACAAAAUGUAAAUUGUAAAUUAAUUUGUAUCUGUUGUAAAAAUGAAGUUACAAAGACCAUUUGUUUUCAAAGAAUUCUGCCACUACCAAGUGUUGACUGUGAUCCACAAGAGUGGUUUUGCUGCAAGCAUAGUAACGACGAACCCUUUUCACUAAAUCCAGGAGAAUCGGAUUUAUUUUAUUCUAUUAACUAUUCUAUUUUCAAUAAAAACAUUUUUAAGGAAAAUUUGAAAUUACGAAAACUUUUGAUUCAUUGCAGUCGAUGUUUCACCAUUUUGGGUUCAUCAAAUUAUAAAAAUUUGAAAAGUAUUAAAAUCUGGAAUUGUUGCAUAGAAUACAAAAUUUCCAAUAAUAAUACUAUUCUUAAAGGAGUACCUCCGUUAACCGACUUUUUAUCAACUAUUAAGCAUACAGCUGAACUUAUUACUGGUGAGAAAAUACUCCUAGAAGCUCAAGAUGUUAAUAGUAUUCAUUACAUUUUAUUGAGACCUAUGGAAGCUAAAUUAAAUCUGUUUACCGAAGAAAAAUUAAAUUCCAAAAAUCAAAUUUUGAAUUUAAAUUCUUCAUUUGUUGUAAAAAUAUUAUAUAAAUAUGGUGAGAGUAAUAAAACAACAAAACACAAUGAUCCAGAUAUUAAAUAUUGUGAAUUAGCUCUACCUAGUAUUUUGGCUGGAAUGGACCAACUUGUGAAUUCAAGUAUAAGAUUUCCUCCAGUUUACAGAAAGGCAGAUGAUUUUUAUAUUGGUUACUUACCAAUGUAAUUCGUUGUGUAAAUAUAAUAUAAAGUACGGCUAUGCCAAGUACUCGCUUCAUAAAUAUUAUAACGAC